AGUUUAUCCUCUCAUUCACUAGGUCUAUAAUUCACUCAGCAACUCAGCUUAGUUCAAUUUUUCGUUACCUCGUUGCGCGUUUAGUGAUUUGAAGCCGCGUGACUAUCGUGAAAUAAGUACAAUAUCGGCGAUUGUAUUUACGACUUUUUGAGUGAAAAUGGAGGAUAUAAAAGCCGGUCAAAAUCUGAAUAUGUUCCUCAUCGGCGGGCUUACGAUCUUAUUAUGUUUUAUAUUACACUUAGUAUAUAAAGCCAUCUUCUCCACUACGAAAAGAGAUGCAUCGCUAACUACAGAGAGCGAUUCAGGUGCUCACGUAGACGACGCCGUCUCUGAAGCAAGGCAAGUCGAGAGCCGGCCAAGUAAAAGCAAGAAACGUGCUCAAUGGAAGGGAAAAUCGGAGUUCACACAUCCCUGGCUACUGAAGAAUCUCAAAGGUCACCCCGGCAACGUGCUUCAUAUGGAUUUCUCAGCAAACGGAAAAUUCAUGGCAGCAACAUGUGACGAUGGCUCUGUGAUUCUAUGGGACAUCAGGAAUCUGAAUCAGAAGGACCACAAGACUCUGCGUGUGAACAUACCAUACGACUACGCGUCGCGCGUCGCAUGGAGCCCCGACUCUAAAGCGUUCAUAGUGCACACUUCCAGAGAUAACAAUAUCAUCGUCUACAAGAUCGAGAAGAAGAAAGACGGCGCUAUUGGUUCUGCCACACCCGUCAUCGCUUUUGAUAAGGUUCACGAGGACAUCAUUGCCGGCUUUGGUAUUUCGAGCAACGGAAAAUUCAUGAUGUCGUGCUCCACUAAAACGGACAUGGUGAUCUGGGAUCUGAAGGGCCAACAACUAGACCGUCUCGACACUUAUUUGAUGAGUACACAUUCUGCCAAGAUAUCGCCGUGCGGUCGCUUCGUAGUUGCCACUGGUUUCUCGCCCGAUGUCAAAGUGAUGGAGGUCUGUUUCACGAAGACGGGGGAGUUUAAACAAGUGACAAAGGCUUUCGAGUUAACCGGCCAUUCCUCCGGGGUGUACGAUGUAGCAUUCGACGUUGACACUUCCCACAUCGCCACCAUAUCUAAGGACGGCACGUGGAGGCUCUACCACACAAAGAUUGAGUACAGUCGCGGUGAAUCUCCUCACGUGCUGGAGACUGGCACGUACUCGCAGUGCGCGGCCUCGCCCACCAUCGCGCUGUCGCCCAAUGCGGAGGUGCUCGCAGUGACGGUUGAUGGCGCCGUCGAGUUCUACGACACGUAUACAGGACAACUGUAUGAUACAGUCGAAAAUUUAUACCCAGGCAUUGUUAGCUACAUAUGCUUUGAUGCGAGCGGCAAAUAUCUAUUCGUCUGUGGAGAUAAGGUUGUGAGAGUGCUGCACAAUGUGUGCGGAUACUUCACCACUAUAGGUAGCUGCACCCGACUCCUCUCGCACAAGCAGACCUCGGCGACCACGGAGAGACUCAACGACACAAUCAAGUCUUGUAAAGAGAUUCUCGCAGGCUUCGGGAAGCAGGCCUAAGUUACUAUCGAAUUGUAAAAAUCGACAGUUUUUAAUCUCACUAGCCAUACACACUAAAACAAAUCAUUUAAAUUAAAAAAAAAACAUAUUCGUAAGUAAUGCUGCAAAAUGUUGUCUAAAAUUCGUUCAGUUUACAAUUUGGUGCCAUUUUAUAAUUUGUCUAGAGAGAUUAUAAACUGGCGAAUAUUAUUGUAUAACAGUAUAUGUCAAAUGCAUUUAUUUUUUGCCCCACUGACCUAGAAGGGUAUAUAUUUUUAAUCUAUAUCAACUAAGUUGUACUAUUGUCCAAUGAACCAGUGUUGAAUGUCUAUAUUUCUGAUGUUUCUCAUUUAAAUAAUCUGUAUUUUGUAUGAUCUAUUGAAAUUUGGAAAUUAUUUAUUAAAUUCUUCCUAUAUGAAA
Papilio xuthus (Asian swallowtail) is the source of this 1906-nucleotide messenger RNA. RefSeq names its product transducin beta-like protein 2. The coding region runs from base 158 to 1507 and encodes 449 amino acids. Gene Ontology annotation, cellular component: endoplasmic reticulum; nucleus. Gene Ontology annotation, biological process: endoplasmic reticulum unfolded protein response. Gene Ontology annotation, molecular function: protein binding; nucleic acid binding; exonuclease activity. The transcript is spliced from 6 exons. The record is from RefSeq and is a predicted model, not a curated record. NCBI's taxonomy places the organism in Eukaryota, Metazoa, Arthropoda, Insecta, Lepidoptera, Papilionidae.